Messenger RNA from Chenopodium quinoa (quinoa), 2165 nucleotides. Its product is annotated as splicing factor U2af large subunit B-like. Gene Ontology annotation, molecular function: pre-mRNA 3'-splice site binding; poly-pyrimidine tract binding. The record is from RefSeq and is a predicted model, not a curated record. The transcript has 14 exons. Bases 228 to 1973 code for a protein of 581 amino acids. Gene Ontology annotation, cellular component: commitment complex; nucleus; nuclear speck. Gene Ontology annotation, biological process: mRNA processing. NCBI's taxonomy places the organism in Eukaryota, Viridiplantae, Streptophyta, Magnoliopsida, Caryophyllales, Amaranthaceae.
CGCUACUCCGUUAAAAAAUCCAGACCGUAAAAGAACAAAACGCAAUUUGGUGGAAGACCAAAAUAGUGUUUAAGUGUUGCUCCAUACCGGGGAAGAAGAACCCUAAUUCUUUAUUUUCCCCUUUUUCUGUUCGCUCAAUUCUAAGCGUUUUCUAUUUGCUCAAUCUUUCUCUGCAAUCAAUCCCCUUCGACUUUGCUCAAUUAUUUGCCACAGAUUAGCCUUGAAAGAUGUCGGAAUACCAGGAUGAUCCUGAUAAAAAUGGUUCAUCUCCGCAACCUCAAGAAAAUGAUCACAGGGGUGUAGAUGAGAACAGUGAUGCUAAAUCUCAGCAUGGCUCGCGUGAUCAUGAGAGGAGUUCUUCAAGAAGUAGAGAGAGGGACAGGGAGAAGGGACGGGAGAGAGAUCGGGAUCGAGACAGGGAUAGAGAGAAGGACAGGGACAAGGAGAGAAGUAGAGAUAGGGAUAGGGACAAGGAUAGGGAUAGAGAUAGGGAGAGAGACAAAGGCAGGUCUCGUGAAAGGGAUAGGGAUAGGGAUCGGGAUCGGGAUCGUGAUCGUCACAGAGAUAGGCAUAGGGAUAGGAGUGAUAAAAGUGAUCGCCACAGAGAUAAAGACAUUGACGAUGAUUACUACAAAAGCCGAGAUCGCGAUAGGCAGAGAGAUUAUGAUCGUGAUAGAGAUGAUAGACACAAACACAGAUCUCGUUCAAGGGGAAGAUCCGAGCAUAGGUCCAGGUCUCGAUCUCGUUCUCGCUCCAAAAGCAAAAGGAUAAGCGGGUUUGACAUGGCACCUCCUUCUUCUGCAAUGCUAACCACAGCUGCAGCCUUCACAGGUCAGAUUCCUGGAACAGCUCCAACAAUCCCUGGAAUGUUCCCAAACAUGUUACAAUUGACUCAAGGGCAGUCAUUAGGAGCUCUUCCCAUUAUGCCUAUGCAAGCUAUGACUCAGCAGGCUACUCGGCAUGCUCGGCGAGUAUAUGUUGGCGGACUUCCUCCUUCAGCCAAUGAACAGUCAGUGGCAACCUUUUUUAGUCAUGUUAUGGCUGCAAUUGGAGGAAAUACUGCCGGACCAGGUGAUGCUGUUGUCAACGUUUAUAUUAAUCAUGAAAAGAAGUUUGCUUUUGUUGAGAUGAGGUCUGUGGAGGAAGCUAGUAAUGCUAUGGCAUUAGAUGGUAUCAUAUUUGAGGGUACACCAGUUAAGGUGAGAAGACCUAGUGACUACAACCCAAGUCUUGCUGCAACCCUUGGUCCUAGUCAACCCAAUCCAAAUCUGAACUUGGCUGCUGUUGGACUGACACCUGGGUCAGCUGGUGGACUCGAGGGCCCAGAUCGCAUUUUUGUUGGUGGGCUACCUUACUACUUAACUGAAUCGCAGAUUCGGGAGCUAUUAGAAUCUUUUGGACCCCUUCGUGGUUUUGACCUUGUGAAGGACAGAGAAACUGGGAACUCAAAGGGUUAUGCCUUUUGUGUUUACAAUGAUCCCUCAGUCACUGAUGUAGCCUGUGCAGCUCUGAAUGGAAUUAAAAUGGGUGAUAAAACACUCACAGUUAGACGUGCUAAUCAGGGAGCAGUCCAACCAAAGCCUGAGCAAGAGAUUGUAUUGCAGCAUGCUCAACAGCAGAUUCUGUUGCAGAAGCUCAUGUUUCAACCUGGACCACUUCCCACCAAAGUUGUGUGCUUGACCGAAGUAGUUACUGCUGAUGAUCUUAAAGAUGAUGAUGAGUAUCAAGAUAUAAUGGUAGACAUGAAAGAGGAAGGUGAAAAGUUUGGUUCUUUAGUGAGGGUUGACAUCCCACGACCAGGACCAAAUGGAGAACUUGCACCUGGGGUUGGAAAGGUGUUUCUGGAAUAUGCUGACACAGAAAGUUCCUCUAGAGCACGAGCAGGAAUGAACGGAAGGAAAUUUGGCGGAAGCCAAGUGGUUGCAGUGUUUUAUCCUGAAAAUAAAUUUGCAGAGGGUGUCUAUGAUGGGUAGAACUUAAUUGCAUUUCCUACCUCAUGUACUAUUAUUAGCGCCAUUUACUGAUUUUAGUUACAAUUGUAGGCUACGUAUAUCCUUGGAUUUCGUUGCAUUUGUCCUAUGUAAAAUUUUACCAGAAUGUCGAUAUCUGUAUGUUUAAUAUUUCUGUUGCUAAUAAUACAAUUAACUAUGCUUGAUUUUUGGAAA